AUGCGUUUAUCAUCAUUUGUUGAUGAAGCUCUUCGAUUAUUUCAUGUUUCAACAUUUGCAUCAGCUAGUUCUGGAAAUUUAACUGGUUUUAUAACAUUUGACGAUCAAAAAGAAAUUACACGUAUUGAAAAACAAAUCCGACGUCGAUUUAUUAUUGGUUCACAAGUAUCUGAACUUGCUAUUGUUCAAGAUUUUAUUCAACAAAAUUAUUCUGAACGUACUAUUUAUAAAGUUCUUCAUGCAAUGAUACGUCGUGGUGAUAUUCAAUAUCGUAUACAACAUAAAAUUCUUAUUCGCAUUAGAUAG
Molecule: messenger RNA, 306 nt
Organism: Rotaria sordida
Lineage: Eukaryota; Metazoa; Rotifera; Eurotatoria; Philodinida; Philodinidae
Source: the annotation of a GenBank genome assembly